Messenger RNA from Ogataea philodendri, 1689 nucleotides. RefSeq lists its product as uncharacterized. The record is from RefSeq and is a predicted model, not a curated record. The coding region runs from base 1 to 1689 and encodes 562 amino acids. Gene Ontology annotation, cellular component: cell division site; microtubule cytoskeleton; septin ring. Gene Ontology annotation, molecular function: molecular adaptor activity; GTPase activity; GTP binding. The transcript has a single exon. Lineage: Eukaryota; Fungi; Ascomycota; Pichiomycetes; Pichiales; Pichiaceae. Gene Ontology annotation, biological process: division septum assembly; cellular bud neck septin ring organization; actomyosin contractile ring assembly.
AUGUCGAGAAGAAGCUCAUCUGCCGUCCUUAGACGCCAAAAGGACCUGAAGCGAGGAAUCCGGUUCACCAUGAUGGUGUGCGGGUGUUCGGGAACGGGAAAGACCUCGUUCAUCAACUCUUUGUUGGAUCGCAACAUUCUUCCACAUAGGUACCAAUACAGCAAGGCCAGUGGGGGUGAGGUGACUCGUCAGACGAUCACUUUUGCGAACCUGAGCGGUGUUGUGAACGAUGCGGCCGAGUACGAGAAGGUGUUUGACCCGGAAAACGCCGACCAGGAGCCCGGCAUAGCCAUCACAGAAACGUCUGUGGAGAUUUUGGACGAGGACGACUCGAAGCUGUUGCUGACGAUCAUCGACACCCCUGGGUUUGGAGACAACAUCAACAAUGAGCUGUGCGACACCGAGCUGAUCCAUUUCUUGGAGCAGCAGUUCGAUCUUGUUCUGGCCGAGGAGAGCAGGGUCAGAAGAAACCCAAGAUUCGUCGACACCCGGGUCCAUGUUUGCUUAUAUUUCAUCACUCCAACGGGCCAUGGACUCAGAGAGCUCGAUAUCGAGACCAUGAAGAAACUGUCCAAGUACGUGAACCUGAUCCCGGUGAUCGGAAGGGCCGAUUCGUUCACCAAAACAGAGCUUCUCAAUUUCAAGAGAAAUAUCAUGCAGGACAUUGACCAUCACAAGAUCCCGAUUUACCAGUUUGAGUACGAGGCCGACGACGAUGAGGAGGUGAUCGAGGAAAACAGAUACCUGAGUGAAAUGCAGCCGUUUGCGGUGAUCACCUCUGACGAGGAGGCAGAGGUCAACGGAGCCAAGACCAGAGUCCGGACGUAUCCAUGGGGGUCGAUCGACAUUAACAACAGCGACUACUCGGACUUCCCUGUUCUCAAGUCUGUUUUGUUGGGAUCGCAUUUGCAGGACCUCAAGGACAUCACACACGAGUUUUUGUACGAGAGCUACCGUACAGAAAAGCUGAUGACGGUGACCGAGCUGGACGAGCUUCACGAGGCAAAUGCCAAUGGAUUGCCUAUCGAUCCGCCGUCAAUGUCCAACUUGGCAGACAUUGCCAACUCCAAGUCGAUGGCCAACUUCGACGGCCCAUACAGAGCCCCUUCGAUGCUGUCUGACGCCACUGCAGGCACCACACGGGUCACCAAGGACCAGAAGGUGAACAGUCUCACCUCCAAGAUGGGUAGUGCCUCGUUACAAGAGCCGCCUGAGAUCCUCAAGGGCCGUCCGGACUCAAACUACUCGUUCCAGGACGACGCAGAACUCACCUCGUUGGUCGACGACGAGGUCGACAAGUCUGCUCCAAAUGCAUCUGUUGGUACGCCUCCAGGAACGUCGCUCACAUCCCCAAGAAUCAACCACUCUCCGUCGGUUUCUUCGUUGUACUCGGGCUCGGGCUCCGUCAAUGCUAGACAGCUACGUAAGAUCAGCGAGACUGUUCCGUACCUGUUGAAGCACGAGAGCCUUCUGUCGAAACAACAGAAGCUGGAGGAGCUGGAGCGGAAGUCAGCUAGGGAGCUGGCCAAACGUGCGUCGGAGCUGGAAAAGAGAGCCAUGGAACUGAAACAGAGAGAAAAGCUGUACAAGGAACAACUGGCCAAAAACACCCCACCGGCCGUCCAGGAAGAGGUGCCGGACUCGACGCUCGACAGCGCUAGCUUUGUUGCUGGAGACGACAAGGACUAA